CGGGGAGCGCCGAGCUCUCUGCCUCCGUCCGCUCUCCCCGCCUGGGGGGGCGAAGGUGUCGCUGAGGAGCGCGAAGAGGCCGCGGCUGUUUACUGGCGCGCGUCUGUGGGCGCAGGUGCGGCAGCGCCCCCUGUCAGCAUGGGGGGGCGGCUGCCGCUGCCGCAGGUGGCACUGGCCGUGGCGCUCGGCGUGGCCAGCGGGCUCUACAUCUACCGGCCCGUCUUCCAGCCGCCCGGGCCCCGACAGCCCCCCGAGGGCACGGCGGGGCCGCCGGCGGAUGCUGCGCCGGAGAAGAGGCCUUGAGGGAGUGGUGUGAGCUGCGUCGCUGCCCUGGCGCCGUUCCCUGGCACAGCCUCGCAGCCCGGACCUCCGCGCCCGCCCUCAGAGGAAAUGGCGCCCGAGCCCCUGACGAAGUCGGAGCAUCCGUCGCCUGACAGGGAACGUCCGUCCUGCGCCGUGCGCCAGCUGUGGCGGUCCCGAGCGGCCUUCGCUGCAGCUCGGCCGUGCUCUGGAGCGAUCCGCCGGCUGAAGAUGUAACUGCAUACACGUGUGUUUGGUACCAGCCUGUAGGGACGUGAAUGUUGAAAUAUGUAUAAAAUUCUGAAUGGUGAAAGGUAUGUCUUCACGUCUAAGUUUAAAUAAUCACCAGGGAACUGGAAAAAGUCACUGUUGUAUGGUUACGCUUCAGGGAUUUUUUUGGAUGGCCUCUGUUCUGAUACUCCAAGCGAUAAAUACCAUUUUUAUCUAC
Grus americana (Whooping crane) is the source of this 748-nucleotide messenger RNA. RefSeq names its product protein PIGBOS1-like. The transcript has a single exon. The coding region runs from base 139 to 303 and encodes 54 amino acids. Lineage: Eukaryota; Metazoa; Chordata; Aves; Gruiformes; Gruidae. The record is from RefSeq and is a predicted model, not a curated record.